UUUCUUUUCUUUCAUUAAAAUUAUUUUAUUUAGUUAGUUUAAAUCCCUCAAUUACAUAUAUUAAUAAAAUAUAUGAUAACAAGUCUAUAACAGCGGAAACAACUAAAAUAUGAUUAUAAUUGUUGACAAAUAAUGUACAUUUAUAAACGAGCACAUCUGCUUACAACUACGGCAUAAAGUGUUAAACAAUUCAUUACAUGUCAGAAAAAUAAGGAUGGUGAAACUAAAGUGUUACCCAACUUCAACAGGAUCCUGUGUGUGUGGUUCUCUAUUGUUGGUGCAUUCUUGCUAUUCAGAGCUUCGUCCUCAUCAGUGUUACCUUGAGCUGUAUUACAUAAAAUAUGACUCUCACAUGGAGAGGGAAUGUGCGGCAGUGUUAUGUGUCAGGGAAAUAUUGUGGACCGAUUUCUGCUCUCUGUGUAAAAUGUGAUGUACUGUCAGUCUUCUCCCUCUCUUACCAGACAUCUUUGUCUGUCUCCGUCUUAUUUUACAGACAUCGUCUAAUGACUGCGAUGAGAGAUUCUUGGUUAUUUUGUGUGUGUGUGUGUGUGUGUGUUUGAGAGAUAGUCCAUCUUCAGAAGAUGUAAGUCAAUCUUGAGACACAUUUAAUGCACCGUGCUUAAUUAAUGUCAAAUGGGGCAUUACAGCCGUUUUAAACAAGAGGAGUUUACUUGUCAUACUGUACAGUCUGAAAAAAACGUUGUGUAAUGAUUUCUGUUGCUCGGUCCAGCCUCAUUCUCAGGCUCAGUCACAUGAACGGAGGAAUAAUACAUAAACGAUUCACAUAAACAAAAUGAUUAACACAGAUUUACAAACGUCUCUUUCCCAAUGUAAGUAUUUUUGGGCCCAAUGACAUCACAUUAAGAACCUGGAGAUUUUUAUUAAUUUGUUUGGUCGUGGGUCAAAUCAACUUCCUGGGGGCAGUAGUAUGAAAAAGAUGAAAAACUAUGAGCACGAUUCUUCUUUUGGUGUACAUGACAAGGUUCGACAGUGAAUAUCUGGCAAAGGUGUGUAUAUGAGAUGAGAUGUGAUGGCUCAUCAUCGUCUUUGAAUUGGAAUAUUGAUAACUACACGCAAGGACAACAUAGUUGGGUUAUUAGGAGUGAUCCCACAAUGCCCCUGAAAUUAUUACCCUCUCAAUCAAUGCACACAUUUUUAAAACAGGUGGACUUUUUUCAUCAAAUGUUACUCGAACAGGAGAAAAUUGUGUUUGUUUUAGGACUGUUUACAGCCGUAGAUUAAUACACAUUUGGUGCUUAUUUACAGCUUCAGGACGUUUGUGUGGUAUUCAAAAUGAACUACAGUUCCCACAUUCAUCGCAAUGAAGUAACAUGUCACCUGGUGCAAAUGUGUGGCUCAUUGAUGUGUUUUUAUAAACAAUGCAGGUCUAUAUAAUAAUAGGAUCAUUUCACUAUUGGUCUUGGUCACAGGAUUUGUUUCUCCUGCUCUUUGACAAAAAACAGAAACCGUUAUCGUCGAGAAAGAAGCAGCAGCUCUGUCCGACUUCACUUCCUCCAUCCUCUGCAGGGUUCACACACGCUGACCUGGACCAUGAGCAAUGAUUUGCCUGUUCUGACAAGUCUGACUGAGAACUCCACUGAUGUUCCUGUGGCGGCGGGCCAGGUGGAGAACUAUGUGCUACUGUUGGUGCUGCUCAGUGUUUUUGCCGGGGGGACGCUGGUCCUGCUCUCCCUGCUGCUCCUCUUCUGUCACCGCUGCUGCAUGGGUGGACGGCGCUACUCCAGAGCGAGUGAUGACCCCGAGAAGACAAACACCACUUAUGCUGAGGAUUCUCAGCCCACCCAAGAGAUCACCAUUCAUCUGGAUGAAUCAGACGCUCUCUCAGCUGCCAGCUGUCAUGAUGGAGAGUCAGAACGAUUCGUCUCCACGGGGUCUACCGGCCGCAGAGUGUCCUUUAAUGAAUCUGCACUUUAUGAACAGGAGAAGACGACUCAGGACAAAGGACGCAGGUAUACUCUGACUGAGGGAGACUUCCACCACCUGAAAAAGGCCCGACUGACCCACCUUCACCUGCCUCCGGCCCCGUGUGACCUGAAGAUCCUCACCAUCAUGGAGUGUGACUCAACAGAGAGCAGCACCGUCAACAUCAACGAGACCGCAGCUCCCAAACUGCCCCUCACCAUCUACAAGCCCACUGAGAGAAGAGUCCCUGACUGGAUGGGACUGAGCCUCAGCGGAGGUCUGCCUGGAGACCCGCACCACUCCACCAUCCUGGACCAGAGCCCAAGACAGGCUUCAUCAGCCAUGAAAGCACAGCACUCAUGGUCCCAGACGAUGGAGGCUAUCGGGGACAGGGGCGAGGCUGAGAGCGAAAGUGGGAUGAGAGGAGAGUCGAUUCAAGCUCCGGACCAGACUUCAGUUCUACAUUUCUUCUCUAAACUGCGGCGUCACGCCAGUCUGGAGGGGGCGGGGCCGUACUUCAGGAAGUGGAAGUUUGACAGCAGUCAUCGGGCUGCCAGCCUGGAUGCCAAAGGAUCCCCCAAGAGAAGGCCCUUCCAGAGACAGAGAGCAGCAAGUGAAACCACUGAUCACUCCGAUGACGACUCUUUGUCCCUCCGAGAUGAGGUCAUUGAGUUGUUCCCACAGUCCCCUGUCCCGACCAGUGGCCUCCAGUCCCUCUCUGCAGAGUCUCUUUCUCAACCAGACACUGCACUUACGUCCUCAAUCUUCCUCAGCAGGUUAAACCUAGAGGCCAUGGUGGAGUUAGGUGGUAGCAGCAGCACCGGAGGAGAGGAUCUCUGUUCGCCAACAAUUGAUUGUCGCGCCCGGAGGCAAGAUGAGGCAACAGCCAAUGGGACAAGAGUAGAAAAAGAAACAAAGUUCAGUGCAGGUACAAGAACAGAAGCAGUGGGAGUUAGAAGAUCGGUAGAAGAUGACGACUUGUUUGAGGUACAACGAAGAACUGCUGUACAGGACAGGUUUGAAGACAUGUUAAGGACAACUGAAGACACACAGACCUCAGCUGUGAGAACAAUGAGUGAGGCAGAUGAUGGAGAUGAGCUGGUGUUGGGAGCUGAGGCCAGGCUAAGAGCCGGCUCAGGCUCAUCCCUUUCUUUUAUGACUCGCCAGGAGAGCUCGGAGGCUCCUCCCUCCCUGUACAGAGACAUUUGGAGCUUACGAGCCUCUCUAGAGCAAUACGCCUCCUCAGACCAGAGCAGCACAGAUCGGGAGUCCAUCCGCAGUGAUGGUGACAGCGUCUCAUCCCACGGUGGUGCAGGAGCUCGCUCUGGCCUGGACAGCUGCUUGUCCCAAGACCUGGACGAUGAGGCUGAGGGAGAAGGCGAGGGAGAGAUGUUGGAGGGAGGGAUCAGAGGGGCGUCAGGUGGGCACAGUGAGGUGGAAAGUGGAGCUGGGGGAGAGGGUGAGUCAGGGAACCGUAAACUCCUCCAGAUGGACAGUGGCUACGCCUCUAUUGAAGCACCAUCCAGGGCACCUGAGGAAAUGCGGCUUUUUGGGACUCCUGGAGCUCCAAGAGGGAAGUCGGCAUCUGAGAGAAGGUUGUUCUACACCAGCUCUGGGAGGAAAGGUUCAGUGUGCGAGAGCGUCGAGGCCAAGCUGUUUCAGGAGGAGCUGGAGGACGAGAUGGCAGACGGCACAGUGGAGAGAUCUCAAACUGGCUGCCAGUCUCUUACCCUGCAAGAACCGCAUGAGCUCCUGAAAUCCCUUCAACCUCAGAAACCUCCAGAAUCACAAUCACAGCUGAUGUCUCCCCUGAUUAAGCCAAUCCCACAGCCCUCGACUCCUCACAAAACCCGUCUCCGCCGCCGCGACUACAGCAUCGACGAGAAGACAGACGCUCUUUUCAACGAGUUCCUCCGGCAUGAUCCACGGUUUGACCAGCAGGAUUCGCCGCUGCGCUCCAGGCACCGAUCCAGAGUUCAUCUCCGUAAACAGUGGCAACGACACAAGCAAUACAGCGACCCGGGGUCGGGGGCUGGGGGUAGGUACUCCCCAUCUUUGGAGAGGCAGAGGUUCACGCCACUGAGGAGAGGCGACAGCGCCGGUUACCCUCUGGACACCAGGUAUCACAGCACGCUGUCACGCAUCGCGAGCGCUGCUGACGAGGAAGCCUGCGAGGUGGCGGCUUGUGAGGAAGCUGCCAAAGAGAGCACAGAGGACAACGAUCCAUCGAAGGAAGGAGGUGCGCGGGAAGCCGCAGGAAGUACAGCCGACGCAACAAAGAGUUGGGCAGAGUCGACUGGAGAGGGUGAUGGCUGCCAGGUCUCUACAAAAAAGGGCGCCGAAAGCACAACUAUCCAGUCGUUGACGAGCAACAUGGAUCCGAGAGUCAACAACAGAAACAACAACAGUAGUCAAGCUAUUCUAUCAGAGAGCAGCCUGACAGACAAGCUGGCCGUGUCGGUGGAAGAGAGGCUCUACGGCGGCCUGCGCAGUGCAGAGAAGCUCGGCCAGGGAGGAACGGAGCGCGCGCUCACCGGGUCACACACAGCCUCACCCGGCUUCAGUCCCAUGUAACACGUUAACAAGCAUAUCUUCAUCAACUUUAUUUCACAUCCAUUAUCUAUAGACGACGGACUUGAACAAAAGGGUCGAUAGAACUUUAAGCAUUCAUGUGUUAGAUAGUUGGCCAUUUGUGUCCCUUACAUUUGGAUAAAUAACUGAUGGAUCAAAACUCGGAUAUAGAACAGUCUCUUCCAGCAUUUCCAUUCAGACCUUGAUUUCCACUGGGACGCCAUGUGACACGUGAUGCCCCUUUUUAUUGGUAACCAUUCUCAAAGUCAAAUGCAUUUAUUACAAAGCUUUGAAAAUAUAGAUCCAUCUUUAGAAAAUGAACUGUGACUUUUCAGCAUGCUACUGUAUGUCCAAUAUGUGAAUACUGUACAGUUUUGACUUUAAAACAAAAAGCACUUUGAUGGGAAGAAAGAACGAUGGAGUUUCUGUCACCCAUUUCUCUUAUUUACAAACCAUAUCCUCAAGUGUCCUUCUCGUCUUGAUCACCACGAGAAUAAAUUACUCUGUGAAAGCUUGAGGUUUAUGUAUUUGGCGAUAAGAACACUGACCAUGUAAAAGAAAAAAAGUAUAACUUAACUGCUCGCAGCCCUCUCAUUUAAACAUAUCAGAUCUGGAGCAUGAACUUUAUCAGAAGUAAAAACAGCUGGGAUACCCAUGCUACACAGUUCGGAAUGACGUGCAUUAAGAUUUUUUUGUAUACCCAUAUUUCAUCUAUUUUUAUAGGAUUGUUGUUACUUAGUUUACCAUGUUAUUUAUCACAAUUAAAGACGCGGUAUCCAGGAUCUGCUGUGGAGUCGAGCGAAUUGUUGCAUCAGUGCUGGGACUGUUGAGUGACCGACACUGGAGCCGCUCAGGCUUUUACACAUGGACCAGUGAAAGAGGUUGAAAGUGAAGCGCAGUGCCACGGGAUAAACUCACUACGGGUUACUGAAUAAACGAUACGUCUGGUGAUAUUCUAUAUUUGACUUAUCGUCAACAAAUCCCACAAAUAGAACUAACAAUUAAUUCAUCUUACGAUCUAGAAUGACCUGUGCAGUCAAAGCUUGAUGUAGUUUAUAGCUCUCCAUUGUUGUCAAACUAUUAAAAAAUAAAAACGUACAAUCAUUUAUUGUUGAUUGAACACCAUAUUCCUCGUAAAAAAAUAUAAUUGCUGUUUAGGUAAAUUUUUUACCAUUUAAAAAAAGAAAACCCAUGUCAUCAUUUCUUAAGAAGAACGUCAAUGGGCUUAGAGCUGAGAACCACAUAGGGCCUAUAGGGAAGUCAGAAAGUAUUAAGAGACAAACUAACACCUUG
This is a messenger RNA of Cyclopterus lumpus (lumpfish), 5787 nucleotides long. RefSeq names its product voltage-dependent calcium channel beta subunit-associated regulatory protein-like. The transcript has 9 exons. Gene Ontology annotation, cellular component: secretory granule; plasma membrane. Gene Ontology annotation, biological process: negative regulation of calcium ion-dependent exocytosis; negative regulation of voltage-gated calcium channel activity. Bases 1552 to 4497 code for a protein of 981 amino acids. Lineage: Eukaryota; Metazoa; Chordata; Actinopteri; Perciformes; Cyclopteridae. The record is from RefSeq and is a predicted model, not a curated record. Gene Ontology annotation, molecular function: transmembrane transporter binding.